AUUAGUAUUACUCCUCAAUAUGCAGGCGACAAAAACCGACAGUUUGGUCGCAAUUAAAUAUCAAAAAUGGUUAAUGAUACUGACUGCAAUGUGGCCACUGGAUAAUCCAUCAAAACGCUACACAUACACUAAUUACUUUAUACUAUUCUGCGUUAUUUUGAUCACCUGCAUCCUAACAAUGGAGAUGUCUGUACAGGUUAAUAACAUUGAGGUUUUUAACGAUAUGCUGACAAUUAUGAUGUCUAUUGCGUGCUAUGUGAUCAAGCAUAUCAUAUAUCAGAUAAAGCUAAAGUCCUUUGCCAAAACUCUGAAGUUUAUCAAGAGGGACAUCUUCUUCGAUUAUCCUGAUGAACUGGAUCAUAUCAUGCAAGAAGAGACAAGUUUUGUAUCGCGUAUUAAUAUCGUAUACCAAAUUGCUUGCUAUUUAGCAAUGGUGCUACUAGUCACAAAACCAUUCAUCUUCUAUGUGCAAACACACAAAUUUCGGCCGAUGUAUGAGAUUACAUUUCUCAAUUUGAGCGCGGCUGCUCAGCCAAUGUUGCACGCAUUUGAAACUUUUUCGUUUUUCUGUGCCGUUAAUAAUAAUUCGUGCUUGGACACAGUUUCAGGCGGUUUCAUAAUUAUUGCCGCAACACAUUUUAAGAUUUUGAACAGAAAGAUUAGAGAUUGUCGUAAAUGGGUAGAAAUGAAAACGGAUGAGAAAUCCAAGAUGACGGAGAUAAAUGAAAGAGUGAAUGACUGGCUGGCGCAGUGCGUUCAACAUCACACAGCAAUUUUGCAGCUUGUUGUAUUUAUUGAAGAUACCUUCAAUAAAUGCUUUUUAGUUCAAUGCCUAGCAAGCGUUAUUGUUAUUUGCAACAUUGGUUUCCAACUUGUUCAUACAACAAUUAUGAUACAGUUCAUUGCAAUGACCAUUUAUCUGUUUGCAAUGUUGACACAACUUGCUCUGUAUUGUUGGUUUGGAGAUAAACUAAUGUUAAAUAGCGAAAAUGUAAAAGAUGCUUGCUAUCAGAGUGACUGGGUGGAUUUCAAUUUAAAAGUUAGAAAGUCACUGUUUAUUAUCAUGGAACGUUCAAAACGACCGGUAUACUUAACAGCUGGUGGAUUUGCAAAUCUAUCUUUGGAUUCAUAUAAAUCCAUUUUAAAGUCCGCGUAUUCCUAUUUUGCGCUAAUGCAAACUUUGUAUUCGCAAAAGGAACACGAAUUAAUGAUUGAAACAACAAUGUACCCGCACAAUUUAAAAGUUCACAAAAUGAAGGUCCAAGUUGAGGAACCCAGCAAGCCCGAUAGCUUAGACGCGAUAAAAUACCAACGAAUGUUAAUGAUAAUGACGGGCAUGUGGCCUUUUGACAAUCGUACAAUAUCGUACAAGAUGAAGAACGUGCUGGUUUUCUUCUGGAUGAUUUUUGGCACGGGUGUCUUGACAAUUGAAUUGUACGUGCAAAUAGGCCACAUGGAAGCAUUUACUAACAUUGUUACAAUUUGGAUAUCAGUUGUGUGCACCAUUGUCAAGAAUGUAAUCUAUGAAUUCAAACGUGAAAGCUUCAAAAGCGCUAUCAACAAAAUAAACGAACCUAUCUUCAAGCAAUAUCCCGACGAAUUAAAGCAUAUUAUAGAAGAGACCAUUAGCAAAACUAUCAAAAUUUGCUGUUUUUAUCAGUUAUCGUGCCUGGCGGCACUCAUUUUGCUAUGUGGUGGACAGUUUUUCACGUGGCCUGUAACGCCAUUGUUUCCUAUUACCUUUUUUGAAACUACGCCGUUUAGUAAUCUACUCAUGCACAUGCUGGAAACUUCGACUAUGGUAAUCUGCGCGUGUAACAACUCUUGCUUGGACACUGUUUCAGGCGGAUUUAUAGCUAUUGCGACCGGAAAUUUUAAGGUUUUAAAUGGUAUGAUUAAAGACGUACGAACCUGGACUAAUAAAUACACCAAAACAGACGAAGUUGAUAAUGCGUUAGUCAACAAAUGGCUAGCACACUGUGUUAAACAUCAUAUUGCAAUAUUAGAUUUUAUUGGGCUAGUGGAGAGAAAUUUUAGUAUUGGUUACUUGAUGCAAUUUUGUGGUAGUAUCAUUGUUAUAUGUAAUGUAGGAUUCCAGUUGGUUCAUGCAGAGGCUACAUCACACGUUAUAGCAAUGGGAAUGUAUUUCAUGGCAAUGUUAACUCAGCUAAUAUUAUAUUGUUGGCUUGGGAAUGAAUUAUUAUUAGAGAGUACUACCAUACAAGACUCAUGUUAUUUGUCAGAUUGGAUUAACUUCGAUACAAAAGUACGCAAAACGUUGUUUAUUAUUAUGGAGAGAUCAAAACGACCUGUUUACCUCACCGCCGGGAAGUUUGCAAACUUGUCCCUGGAUUCGUUUAAGUCUAUAUUGAAAUCUGCAUAUUCGUAUUUUGCACUGAUGCAAACGCUUUACCGAAAAAAAGCAAAUGAUGCAGCUAUGUAAGUACCUGUAAUCAUAUUUAAGUACUAAUAUAAAUAAGAACGUAAAAUGUUAUGAAGUAAGUUGUACCAAAAUUUGUUGCAUUAUUAUUAAAACAAUUUGUGUGUUAACAA
Dalotia coriaria is the source of this 2553-nucleotide messenger RNA. RefSeq lists its product as uncharacterized. The transcript has 10 exons. The record is from RefSeq and is a predicted model, not a curated record. Gene Ontology annotation, biological process: detection of chemical stimulus involved in sensory perception of smell; sensory perception of smell. Gene Ontology annotation, cellular component: plasma membrane. Bases 20 to 2443 code for a protein of 807 amino acids. Gene Ontology annotation, molecular function: olfactory receptor activity; odorant binding. Lineage: Eukaryota; Metazoa; Arthropoda; Insecta; Coleoptera; Staphylinidae.